AAGUGACCACAAGCCAACUCAAAAGAAGGAAGAAAAUAAACACAAAUAAAGAAAGAAGAGAGAGAGAAAGAUUUCUGCCCUCCCUGAAGUGCUUCCAGAGAAAAAACGCUUACUGCAUCAGUUACAAUAAGGACGUGUUUGGCUGGUGAGAAAAUACAGUAGAAGAAGUCGGUCAUUUCAGGUAAGCAACAAUGGAAGCCGGUGGCCGGAUGACAGUCGCCAACGGUAAGCACGCGGGGAAGGAAAGCCCUAUCAGGCGUGCACCUUAUACGAAGCCUCCUUUCACUCUUAGCCAAUUGAAGAAUGCCAUCCCGCCUCACUGCUUCCAGCGCUUGCUCUUCCGGUCAUUCUCCUACGUUGUUUAUGACCUUACCUUGGUGUCUAUCUUCUACUGUAUUGCCUCCAAUUAUUUCCCUCUCCUCCCUUAUCCGCUUAGCUACUUUGCGUGGCCCUUUUACUGGAUUUUACAAGGCUGUGUUCUCACUGGCAUCUGGGUCAUAGCCCAUGAGUGUGGUCACCAUGCCUUUAGUAACUACCAAUGGGUUGAUGACACCGUUGGCCUCAUCCUCCACUCCGCCCUUUUAGUCCCCUACUUCUCGUGGAAGUACAGUCACCGUCGCCACCACUCAAACACUGGUUCUCUCGAGCGAGAUGAAGUAUUCGUCCCCAAAACCAAGUCCCAAACCCCAUGGUUUUCCAAAUACUUAAACAACCCUCCGGGGAGAGCUUUCACCCUUCUAGUCACACUGACUCUCGGCUGGCCUUUGUAUUUAAUCUUCAAUGUUUCAGGCAAGCCUUAUCAUCGUUUUGCGUGCCAUUAUGAUCCCUAUAGUCCCAUAUACUCAGAUCGCGAAAGGAUUCAAAUUUUCAUUUCUGAUGCUGGCAUCUUCACCGCAAUAUAUGUUCUCUACCUUGUGGCAAUGGCGAAAGGGCUAGCUUGGCUUGUAUGCAUUUAUGGAGUUCCAUUACUUAUUGUCAAUGGCUUCCUCGUCUUGAUCACAUACUUGCAGCACACGCAUCCGGCACUGCCACACUACGACUCGUUAGAAUGGGACUGGCUGAGAGGGGCUCUGGCGACUGCAGACAGAGACUAUGGGGUGUUGAACAAGGUUUUCCAUAACAUUACAGAUACACAUGUAGCUCACCAUCUCUUCUCCACCAUGCCACAUUACCAUGCGAUGGAGGCGACCGAAGCAAUCAAGCCAAUAUUGGGUGAGUAUUACCAAUUUGAUGAUACUCCAUUUUACAAGGCAAUGUGGAGGGAAGCUAGAGAGUGUAUUUAUGUUGAGCCGGACGAGGGUUCUCCGGCAAAAGGAGUUUUCUGGUAUCGGAACAAAAUCUGAUAUUGCUUCGGUCGGCCGAGGUUGAAUAACAAGCAAUGCUAUCUAGUAGUUGCACCCUAGCAGUAUCUGCAGUAUGGUUGUGGUUGCAUGUAAUGCCUAUAAAUGAAUGAAAAUUACGCAUUAUUUGUUAAAUAA
This is a messenger RNA of Mangifera indica (mango), 1478 nucleotides long. RefSeq names its product delta(12)-acyl-lipid-desaturase-like. NCBI's taxonomy places the organism in Eukaryota, Viridiplantae, Streptophyta, Magnoliopsida, Sapindales, Anacardiaceae. The transcript is spliced from 3 exons. Gene Ontology annotation, biological process: lipid metabolic process. Gene Ontology annotation, molecular function: oxidoreductase activity, acting on paired donors, with oxidation of a pair of donors resulting in the reduction of molecular oxygen to two molecules of water. The record is from RefSeq and is a predicted model, not a curated record. The coding region runs from base 192 to 1343 and encodes 383 amino acids.